This is a messenger RNA of Hydra vulgaris (swiftwater hydra), 803 nucleotides long. Its product is annotated as dickkopf-related protein 3. Lineage: Eukaryota; Metazoa; Cnidaria; Hydrozoa; Anthoathecata; Hydridae. Gene Ontology annotation, molecular function: receptor antagonist activity; co-receptor binding. Gene Ontology annotation, biological process: negative regulation of canonical Wnt signaling pathway. The record is from RefSeq and is a predicted model, not a curated record.
GCGUACAGCAAACGCUGCUUAAAAUAAAGUCAAUGAAUUAAUUUUAAGAAGAAAUGAAAGUUACCGUAAAAUGACAUUGAAAUUUUUUAUAGAAAUCGGACUAUUUUUAAUAAUACACGGAAAUAAUAUGCAAAACGAUGAAAAUCUUGCGAGAGAUUUUUUACAACUCGCCAUAGAUGAAACAAAGUUUAUGAGUUCAAAAAAAAAUAGUAUAUCUGAAGUUGAUCAAUCUACUGAGAUAAACGACAAAGCUAAAAAAAAAGACGAAUUAUGUUGUCCUGGUGAUAUUUACGGUAGAUGCGAUAUCAAUCAACAGUGCAUUCCCGGUUACUUUUGUGAUGGAAUGUUUUGUUAUAAAUGCCACCAAGAAGGACAAACCUGUAACUUAAACGGAGUGUGCUGCGAAGGCUCCGAAUGUCAAUAUGGUAUUUGCACAAAAGGAGUAAAAGCUGGUGAUGCUGGAACAUUCUGCGACCUUUCUAAAGAUUGUACAGGGAGUUUAAUGUGCUGUAUAAGAGAAAUGUCAAUAAACCGUCUUCAUUCUAUAUGUAAACCAAUGCUAGAAGAACAUGAAUCUUGCGGUCCAAUCAAUUUAUUUCAUCAAGAAAUAACAACCAACGCUCAUGUAGAACCAAUGUGUGGUCCUUGCAAACCUGGAUUAUCUUGCCAAGCCGUGGGGAUUCAUGGUCAACAUAAUGUUUGUCUUCGCGUAAAAGAUUCAUAAAGUACUAUAUUCAAAAGAUUUAAUAAAAAUUAUCUGAUUAAAAUAUUUUUUGUAAAUGAUAAAAAUAAAGUGUUUUGUA